This is a messenger RNA of Porites evermanni, 1873 nucleotides long. The record is from the annotation of a GenBank genome assembly. NCBI's taxonomy places the organism in Eukaryota, Metazoa, Cnidaria, Anthozoa, Scleractinia, Poritidae.
AUGUUUCCAGAAACAAGUACAUCAGCUAUUACACAGGCUAUUUCAAAUGCCCAGAAUCUACAAGGUGCAAUUGACCGUCUGCUGGCUGCAAAUAGGAGAGAUAUAAAAGGUAUUUAUCAUAUAUUAAAGUUGUUUAACGUUACUUUGUUUCAAAAGUAUAUUGUCUAUAUUUUUCAGUUUUUGAGCACCUUUUUGGUGCCUUUGAGGGCAUUACAUUUUGUAACCUUUAUGAGUACAUUAGUGUGAUUGAUUGAAUUAAAUUGCAAAGGUUAACUCAAUUUAUUUCCUGGAAAUAACAUUCAAUUUGCAGGCUUGCAUUUGAUUUUUUUUUAUUACACGUAAUUUUUUCUUUGCUUUGUUUUUGGGGUAUGGUAAUAUGUGCUGAUGAAUUUGAAGCAAGGGAAACAAAAAAGAAACUGAAAUAAAACUAAUACAUAUGCUCUUGUCUUGGCUUGAAAUUAUUUGUGGAAGUCAUUCUUUUGUAUCUCUGACUAUAACAGAUGGAAAACAUAUGAUCGCUGAAUUAACUGGUUAGUUGAGUCAAGCCACAGAAUAUCUUUGUACUGGAGCUAUGUUAUUUUGAAUUUUAAUGAAAUAAGGGUUUCUAUUUUCAGAUCAUGAUCGCCAAAUGGAUGCAGUCAAUACCACUUCUUCAGCUCUUCCAGGUUGGUGUUUCUAAAGUCACACUAAAAAACAUAUUGCAUUUAUUCAAAUCAGCAUGCUGGGGCGGAUUUAAAUGCUGGAACCUUGAGUGGGCACUUAUUGUAAGUUGGUAGGCACCUUCUAAAGGGUUUGUAUACAUCUUGAAAAGCUUAGGAAAUCAUUGAAUUCUUAUGGUCCUUUUUCAAGGCCUUAAAAGUCCUUGAUAAUUUAUUCCCAGGUCGAAUGGGAAUGAUGAGGAGGAGUGCCAGAGAAAAAAAGGAGUAGUUCAUGGGAGGUCAUAACAUAAGGAGCCUGAGGAGAAGCUCGGUAAAGUGAAGAAUGCCCUGUGGAGGAUGGUUCAAUAACAUUUUACUCUUUUACUUAAUUUUGGGAAAGCUUCAUCUAGUGCAUUUGGAACCUGUAUAAUAACCUGUAUAAUAACUUAGGACUUUAAAUUAAAAAAUAUUGUCCUUGAACUUUUACUCUGAAGAAGUGUAUGAUCCCUGUGUUUACAGCAUAGUUAAGUGCUUAAUGGAAUACAGUACUUGAAAAAUUGUGGCAAUUAUAUUCCCAAGUUAUCCAAUAAUAUCUCUGAUGAGACUGAAAUGAAAAGGACUCAGAGUACAUUCCCUCAUUGAAUAACAUACUUUGUUAAUUGUUGAGAAUAGAAUAUUUUAUUAUUCAGUUAUGCCUGAAACAACACAACAGGUAUUGAUGCUGACUGAAUUGGGAUGACAAAACAGUAACUGAAUUCAUACUUUGUUUGUCCUUCAUAUAGUUAACGUUUUCCAAGAACACUUCCUUCUCAUUAAUAAUUGCAGGCACCCAGGUCAGUGAGACCAGUAUCCAUCCACUCACUGUUGCAGAAAGCUAUUCUCUUAACAUGUGCCAUUUGGAUCCAUAUGAUGCCAUUAAGCUGCACAAAUCAAGAGUCUUGUCAUUAGGCACUCAGGAAAUUCUCAUCAACCACCAAUGUGGCAUCAUGUUACGAGAUCUUUUCAAAAAGUUCAAGAGGGAUGAUCUGGACAUAAAGAAGGUCCCAGAUGUCACUUUUGUCGGUGAAGAAGGGAUUGAUGCCGAGGGCUUGACCAAAGAGUUCUUCACCUUGGUAAUGAAUGCUUUGACUAGUGGCACUGGGGGCUACAUAAUGUCCGAAGGAGGAAGUGACCACCUGGUGCCAGUCAUCAGUGAAGAGUAUCAUCAAAGUGGUUACUUCAGAUUCGUGGGAUAG